CAUGGCACGGAGCGGCGCUACCCUUGUGUACACAGCCAUCUGCAAACAAGCUCGUCAAUUAUUAAUAAGGCUCAGCUCAGCCCCAGAGAAACCAAAUCCGAGCAGGGCAGGAGGCACGGACAGUCGCUCCCAGGGGAAUGCAGGGAGCAGAGAGUCUCUGCAGGGUGGGAGCAGUAAGGCUGUAGAGAUCCUCGGGAACAUCUGACCCCCCUGACACGGGGUCCUUUGCCCUGGUUUGGGCAGCUCAUCAGCCUAGUCUGGAGCAACACUGACAGAGAAGACAGCGCACCCAUCCAUGGAGCCAGGGACCAGCGCCACAGCCGAGCCUGCCUGCGCCUCUGCAGAAGGGCUGAGAAGCCGCGAGCCCCUCGGAGGGAUCAACAUCAGCGUGGAAGGAGCCCUCGGGACGGCCCAGGGGGCCCAUGGAGAACCCGGUGGAGGAGGAGUCGGGGCUGUGGGGAGGGGGCAGCAGCAGAGCACCACUUCCCCAGGCCUUGGGGGUGCCGCCAGCCAACCUGCACCUGCCAUGCAGGAGAGGCAAGGACCCAAGUGCUUGUCAGGCACCGCCAAUGCUGGCUUUGUGGAGGACCCGCCGCCCUACUCUCCUCCAGACCCAAAGAUGCUUCACUUGCUGUACCCGCCGUUCCAGGCCCCUGGCUCAGGACAAGUGCCCGUCACGUACCAGCCAGGACCCGUGCACCCCACUGCCUGCUCCCAGUCGAAUCUACCUCCUGUCUUCUUCCCUUACACGAUUUACAACGGGCCACCUGGCACUGGGCUUCCAGCACCUGUCAACAGAAGACGUCCGCCCAAGGACUACAUGGUGGAGUCUGUCCUGGUGAUGAUCUUCUGCUGCUUACUGACGGGGAUGAUUGCUCUUGUGUACUCCCAGGAGACACGAGCGGCCCUGGGCAGAGGAGACCUCAUCCAAGCCAAGCUGGCAUCCAGGAAAGCUCGGACCUUGAUCCUCUUCAGCCUGCUCUUCGGCGUGUUUGUGUCUGUCAGCUGGGUCAUCUAUGUGGUGGUGGCUCUUUAUGUAUGACAAUGCCUGGGAGACAACAGGAUGCAGCACGUUCUCUGCAGAGCUCAGCACUGACACCGCUACUGUCCACGUGAGCAGCAAAGGGACACAUACCUAGUUGGGGGCUAAGAGGAGUGCAGUGGUAUAGAGAUCAGAGGGUCUCCCCGAUCCUCUGCCCCAGUGGCCAGCAGGGAUUGCACAGCAUGGGCAUGUGCUUCGGCCUGUGUUUGGCACUGCAUUUUCUUCCUCCAGUGCACUGACCGUACAGGCCCUGCGGUAGCCGCAGCCAACCCAACCCAACCACUUGCAUCCAGAGAGCAAUAGUCACAAGGAAGCAGCAAAGCCAACACAGGAACAAACUGCCCUGCCUCAUCCUGCCCCAGGGGACGGGAAGAUAAAGUGACCCAAGCUCCCCCAGGCUGAUUGCCACAUUGCUUCACUAGCCUGGUCCCAAUCCCAAAACGAGACCUCACUCCUAUGCCAGGUAUCAGGCUGGAACAUCUGCAGGACCCAUCAGUCUCCGUGGCCUCAUUGAGACCCUGGGAGCUCUAUUCCCAGAGCAGCUGCUUAAGAGGAAAGCAGUGAAAGCCCACAGCAGGAUGAAGCCAGGGAGGCUGCAGUACUGGAGCCCUCCCCCUGACAAGGGCAUCCCACGUUAAGUUCACCCUUAUUUCACACCAUCAGAAAAACUGAGCCUGGAGGACUCUUGCUUUGCUCGUGCUGAGCAAUGAUCUCCCUAGAAACACCAGAGCAAUAGGAGUCGGCAGAGGGAAAAGCCCCGUGGGAUCAGCUGAAUUACACUUCCCCUUGCCACACAAUUUGUUUCGGACACCGAAAGGAUUAUCCCAUUUCAUUGGACUGACACAAGAGAUGCUAUGAGCCUACCGGAAUAUAAGCUUCUAACACCCAGAAUCCAGGU
Molecule: messenger RNA, 1940 nt
Organism: Gavialis gangeticus (Gharial)
Lineage: Eukaryota; Metazoa; Chordata; Crocodylia; Gavialidae
Gene: PRRT1B
Product: proline-rich transmembrane protein 1
Exons: 4
Coding region: 296-1042 (248 amino acids)
Cellular component (GO): membrane
Source: RefSeq, a predicted model, not a curated record